Spinacia oleracea (spinach) is the source of this 1012-nucleotide messenger RNA. RefSeq names its product glycine-rich protein A3. The transcript is spliced from 3 exons. The record is from RefSeq and is a predicted model, not a curated record. Bases 173 to 802 code for a protein of 209 amino acids. Lineage: Eukaryota; Viridiplantae; Streptophyta; Magnoliopsida; Caryophyllales; Amaranthaceae.
CGUGGAAUCGAAUUCCCAGAAACGAAGGGGGAUAUUUUCUCUUAUUACAAGUAUAUAUAAAUAAAUAGGAUAAACUUCCCUAUUAUUUCUUCUUCCUCUGUUUCUUUUACUCGAUUUUCUCAUUUCUUCUCUUCUGAUCAUUUUCUGCUAAUUUUAGUUUGUUGAAGCAAACAUGGGGGGUGGAAAGGACAACUAUAAUGAAUCUGACAAAGGACUGUUCUCAAAUAUUGCUGGUCUUGCUGGUGGACAUGGUGGCCAUGGAGGACACGGAUACCCACCUCAGCAAGGAGGCUACCCACCUCAUCAGGGUGGCUACCCGCCACAACAAGGUGGCUACCCACCUCAGCAGGGUGGCUACCCACCUCAAGGCUAUCCUCCCGCCGGAUAUCCUCAACACGGUGGUUACCCACCUCAGCAGGGAGGCUACCCACCUCAAGGCUAUCCUCCUAAUGCUUAUCCUGGUGGUCAUGGUUCGCAUCAAUCUGGAGGUCAUGGCUCACAUUCAGGUGGAUCAGGAGGCAUGGGUGCCAUGGGUGGAAUUCUAGCUGGAGGUGCUGCGGCCGCUGCAGCAGCAUAUGGAGCUCAUAAGUUGACACAGGGUUCACAUGGUUCUCACGGUGGUGGUAUGCUUGGUGGUUUUGGUGGUGGUUCCCAUGGUGGUGGCAUGUUUGGUGGCUCUCAUGGUGGUGGCUACGGUCAUCAUGGAGGAAAGUUCAAGCACGGGAAACACGGCAAGUUCAAGGGUGGCAAACAUAAGGGUGGCAUGUUCGGAGGUGGAAAGAAGUUCAAGAAGUGGAAGUAAUUGGGAUGUCCCCAUUUCAGUAUACAUACCUAAUAACUUAAAUGACUACUUAUUUACUUGUUGUGCUUAAGGAUUAUGUUGGAUGUAGUGUUGUAUUUGUUGUCAUGGAUUGUUCUCCUUUGUGGCCUGAACCAGUCAGUGCGGCAUCUUCUUGACCAUUGCGAUUUAGAUAUAUACAUGAAUGGAGCUUGUGUGGCUUGUCUUUCCUGA